Vigna unguiculata (cowpea) is the source of this 1856-nucleotide messenger RNA. RefSeq names its product transcription factor DYT1. Gene Ontology annotation, biological process: regulation of DNA-templated transcription. Gene Ontology annotation, molecular function: DNA-binding transcription factor activity; sequence-specific DNA binding; protein dimerization activity. The record is from RefSeq and is a predicted model, not a curated record. NCBI's taxonomy places the organism in Eukaryota, Viridiplantae, Streptophyta, Magnoliopsida, Fabales, Fabaceae. Gene Ontology annotation, cellular component: nucleus.
UUUCUCUUCUGUUCCUCUGACAUGAUGCCUCUAUGAGAACCACUUAUAUAGCCACAAACAAAUGCUCACUUUACAAAGCCUUCAAACACAUCCCUUUCCUCAGAUCAAAACCCACCCUCCACCCCCACAAAUGGAGUAUGAAGAUGAGGAUUGGUUAUGUGUUACUUUGGAAGAGUUUUCUCUUGCUACUGAAAAUGGUUCUAGCAAGCAAGGGAUGGGUAGGAAGAGGAACUAUGAUGAUGAGACCAGAGAGUUCAAAUCAAAGAAUCUUGAGACUGAAAGGAGGAGGAGGGAGAAGCUCAGUAGCAGACUCUUGAUGCUGCGUGCUAUAGUGCCUAUCAUCACAAAUAUGAACAAAGCCACAAUCAUUGAAGAUGCUAUCACUUACAUUGAGAAGCUUCAAGACAAAGUCCAGAGUCUCAGCCAAGAGCUUCACCAAAUAGAAGCAACUUCAGAGGAAACAGCAGAGACAAAAAUAGAUGAAAUUGAUGCUGCACAAGAUAUGAAGGAUUUGGGGAUACAGGAAGAAGUUAGAGUAGCACAGAUAGACGGUAAUAAACUGUGGGUUAAGAUCAUCAUUGAGAAGAGAAAAGGAAGAUUCAGAAAAUUGAUGGAAGCUCUCAAUAAUUUCAGCAUUGAACUCAUAGACACCAAUCUCACAACCACAAAAGGAGCCUUUCUUAUUACAAGUUGUAUACAGAUGAAUAGAGGAACAAUUAUUGUAGAUGCUAUCACCUACAUUGAGAAGCUGCAAGACGAAGUCCAGAAUCUUAGCCAGCAACUCCAUCAAAUGGAAGCAACCUCAGAAGAAACAACAGAGACAAAAAUAGAUGAAAUUGAAGCUGUGGAAUAUAUGAAGAAUUGGGGGAUACAGGAAGAUAUCACAGUGGCACAAAUAGAUAAGAAUAAGUUCUGGGCCAAGAUCAUCAUUGAGAAAAAAAGGGGAGGUUUCAGCAAGUUGAUGGAGACACUCAAUUACUUUGGCAUUGAGCUCAUGGACACUAAUCUCACUACCACAAAAGGAGCAUUUCUGAUUACAAGCUGUAUGCAGGGAAAAAAUGGAGAAAGACUUGAAAUUAAUCAAAUCAAGGAUUUGUUGCAAGACAUUAUCAAUGACAUGUAGAGAAGUUGCAAUGGACUUUUAUCGAUUAAAUGAUUAAAUAUUGAUUACAAUGUUAUUGACCUAACAGAUGACUAGUUUAUGUUAACUAAUAUGUAUAAAAGUAUGAAUGAAUAAUGAACCUCCAUCCCACCUCUCCAACUAUAUGUAAUGUUUUUUUUUUUUACUAAAAGACUGUUACAAUAAAAUUAAAUCAGUAAAUUUGAAUGGGAACAUAGUCUCAGCUCCUAUUUUUUUAGUGAAAUCAAUCUUACUCCUCUCCAACUAUAUGUAAUGUUUUUUUUUUACUAAAAGACUGUUACAAUAAAAUUAAAUCAGUAAAUUUGAAUGGGAACAUAGUCUCAGCUCCUAUUUUUUUAGUGAAAUCAAUCUUACUCCUAUAAUUUCUUCUUACAUGUUCUUUUAUGUUUUUAGUUUUACUUUGUUCUACUUGAAGAAGCAAAUGUUCUAAAGAAUAAAUGACUAAAGAAAAAGAAUAUUCCUUACGAACAAUCCUUGUACUGUUAUUACAUGAGGAUAUACACAGAGACAAGAACCUGAAAGGCUGAGUCUGCUUAAACCAUAAAGUAAAAUAAAAGACAGCUAUAAAGUAAAAUUAACAUUGUCCAUUUUCUGCUCAUAUAUUUUUGUUGUACUUCAAAAUGGAGAUAGAUUUCCAAGGCUGAAGAGAAGAGGAGAGGGGAACAUUAUAUAACAUAUCUAAUUCUGACCAAACAAGUUCUUAUUAUUUCUCAGG